CGCCCCGGUGUUGGCUCUGCCGGCGCCAUCGCGGCGCGGCCGCCCCGUGCCGGGGGCUCCCGGUGCCGCCGCCUCCCGCCCGCGGCAGCGAUGCAGCGGGCUGCAGUGGCGUUUGAGGACGUGGCCAUCUACUUCUCCCCCGAGGAGUGGGUAGAGCUGGCGGCGUGGCAGCGGGAGCUGUACCAGGAGGUGAUGAUGGACAACUACGACCUGGUCGCCUGCCUGGGCUCUGUUGACGUCUCAUCCAAGCUCAUCCACAAAAUGGAGCCUGAGGAGGAGCCGUGCGGGGGGGCUCCCCCUGGUGAUGGGGACGGAGCAACUCCCGACACCGCUGGCAUUGCUGCCCGGGGCAGGACGUCUGGCGAGGACCCGCCUGGGGACGGUGACCAGGGACACUGGGUCCCACCUGCGCCGCUGGCCGGGGGUGCCGAGGAGCUGGGGUGCCCCCCUCUGUGCCCUGGCUGGUGCGAGGCAGGGACCUGGGGCUCCCCCGGGAGGAUGGGGGCGUGGGAGCGGGGCGAGCGGCCGCUGGAGCCGGCGGCGGCCGGGGGGCUCCUCAUCUGCGGCACCUGCGGGGAGAACUUCGAGGACGCGGCCAGCCUGGGCGCACACCAGGGCGAGCACCUCGGCCCGGCGCCCACCCACGAGUGCGCAGCCUGCGGGAAGGUUUUCCAGCACCACCGCAACCUCCUGACGCACAAGAAGCACCGGGGCCGGCACCAGCACGCCUGCGCCGAGUGCGGCUGCACCUUCUGCCUGAGAGGGGACCUGCUGCGGCACCGGGCCUGCCACGCGGGCGAGGGCAGCUACCCCUGCGCGCUCUGCGGCCGGCGCUUCCGCCACAAGCGGGACCUGCAGGCGCACCGCCAGGAGCACGCGGCCGCCGCGCCGCACCAGUGCCCCGAGUGCGAGAAGCGCUUCGAGGACGAGGCCAGCCUGAGCCGGCACCGGGCCACCCACGUCGAGGAGCGGCCCUUCGUCUGCAGGCGCUGCGGCCGCAGCUUCAGCUGGAAGGAGAGCCUGAUGAUCCACCAGCGCAGCCACGCGCCCGAGCGCUCCCACAAGUGCCCCGUCUGCGGCCGCAGCUUCAGCCGCAGCGGGAACCUGCUGGUGCACCAGCGCGUGCACACGGGCGAGCGGCCCUACGCCUGCACCCAGUGCGACAAGGCCUUCUGCAACAAGGCCAACCUCAUCACGCACAAGAAGCUCCACCGGCGCUACAAGACUUUUGCCUGCGCCCAGUGCAGGCUGGGCUUCAGCUCCAAGAGCAAGCUGCUCCUGCACCUGCGGGCCCACGGCACCGAGCGGCCCUUCGCCUGCAGCGAGUGCGGGAAGAGCUUCCAGCACCGGGGGAACCUCAUCACCCACCUCCGCGUGCACACCGGGGAGAAGCCCUUCGCCUGCACCGUCUGCGGGAAGAGCUUCAGCCAGAAGGGCGACCUGAUGCGGCACCAGCGCAUCCACACGGGCGAGAAGCCCUUCGAGUGCACCGUCUGCGGGAAGAGCUUCUGCUCCAAGCAGACCUUCAUCCUGCACCAGCGCAUCCACACGGGCGAGAAGCCCUUCUCCUGCACCGAGUGCGGCAAGAGCUUCAACCGCAAGGCCAACUUCAUCACGCACCAGAAGAUCCACCGCGGCGAGCGGCCUUUCAUCUGCGCCGAGUGCGGCAAGGGCUUCUGCGCCAAGAAGACCUUCAUCCUACACCAGAAGAUCCACGUCGGCGACCGGCCCUUCGGCUGCAGCGAGUGCGGGAAGAGCUUCAGCCGCAACGGCGACCUGACGCGGCACCAGCGCAUCCACACGGGCGAGCGCCCCUUCGCCUGCGCCGACUGCGGCAAGUGCUUCAGCCACAACGGCGAGCUGAUCAAGCACCAGCGCAUCCACACGGGCGAGAAGCCCUUCACCUGCACCGAGUGCGGCAAGAGCUUCAACCGCAAGGGCACGCUCAUCACCCACCAGCGCAUCCACACCGGCGAGCGCCCCUUCGUCUGCCCCGAGUGCGGCAAGACCUUCAACCUCAAGACCACGCUGAUGAAGCACAAGCGCAUCCACACGGGCGAGCGUCCCUUCACCUGCCUGGAGUGCGGGAAGAGCUUCAAGUACAAGGGCAACCUGCGGACGCACCACCUCACCCACACGGUAGAGCGGGUCUACCCCUGCACCGAGUGUGGCAAGAUCUUCAGCCACAAGAAGGAGCUGACCGUGCACCAGGGCACGCACACGGAGGAGCGGCUCCUGUCCUGCUACCGGGACGGGGAGUCCUUCAGCCCCUUCCUCCCCGUGCACCCGCUGCUCGUGUCCUGCACCCAGCUCCAGGUGCCGCUGGAGGCCCUGUCCAAGUACAAGUAGGAGCUGGCAGAAGUCGCAGAGCUCUGUGCACGUCUCUGCAGAUGGAGCAGACAGGGGGAAUGGCACAGCAAUUUUGGGACCCAGGCCUGCUGUGGUGUUGGUGGCGCGCUGGGACACUGCUGCAGAGCCAGCUCGCCCCGGAGCAAGCGCGGCACCCUCACGGCACGCUGUCAGCGUGCCCGGCACACGGAGCACAGACGAGGGCUUGAGCCUGGCCCUGGGGGAUGCUGGGGGGCAGAGUGUGGCCAUUCCCCUGCUGCUGGUGGUAAAGGGGCCCUGAGCUUCUUCAUGCACGGCCAGGACCGGGGCCGGGGCCCAAGCUAGACCUGGCACCGUGGGUGCUCUCACCUCCCCGUGCCAGGCUGGAGCUCGCAGGCUGUUUGCGCAGGGCUGGUGGUUGGUGCAGUGUGCCGGGUGCGUGGCGGUGGCGCAGCCCCAGGCAUGGGGCCACCACGCACCCCAGCGAGGUGCCCCAGCUCCGGGUUAGGAACUGGUACAGGAGAGGUGCCGGGGGGGGUGUCUGAAGAUGGCUUCGGGUCACCCUGCCCGGCCAGCACCGCGUUGUCCCCUCGCCACCUCCUCUGUCCCCUCGCUUGGGUACCAGCAGCUGCAUGGCCUCCCCCCAUGUCCCUGUGCCACCCUCCCUGUGCUGCAGCGGGACACCCACCCUUCCUUGCUGGGUAGGAGAGGGGCGAUUUUUGCAGUAGGAGCCGUCGUUUCUCCUCACAUGUAUCCCAGGCACAUCGGCAUGGGCCAGUGGGGAGCACUGCUGCAGCGUGCUCCUUCCCUUCCCUGGCACAGGCGCUGCUGUUGGCUCCUGUCCCUCUGCCCCCCAGGCUCAGCAGCCCCCCUUGUCCCGGGGGAGGCUCCCACAGCUCACAUCGUGCAGUUACCGAGCCGUGCUGUCCACAGAGCCACAGAGCAAUUCGGGGGGACCAGACCCACAAAGACCACCCCAUCCCACCCCUGCCAUGCACAGGGACGUCUCCCCCUGGGGCUCAUGGUGCUCAAAGCCCCGAGCACCCCAACCCUGGGCACCUCCACUGAUGGGCACCCACAGUCCCUGGGGGCUGCCUUUGGGGUGGGGGGCCGCGAGCUGGGAGCUGCUGUCUGGGUGGCACAUGGCAGCUCUGUAAAUGCCUUGCCUCAGUUUCCCCAUCCGUAAAAUGGGCUAGCAGCACUGAUCCUGCCUCACUGGGGUGCUGCUAAGCCGCUGCCCACGGUGCCUCGGGGAGGGGACCAGGGCCGCCUGGUGUCACUGCUACCACUGCUGUGGUCUGGGGGCUGCCACGUGUGGGAGACCCCCGGUGACCAGCGCAGCAAGGACCACGUGUAUUUAUAUUUCCUUUUUUUUUUUUUUCUUUUUUCUAAUCUAGG
Cygnus atratus (black swan) is the source of this 3726-nucleotide messenger RNA. RefSeq names its product gastrula zinc finger protein XlCGF57.1-like. The transcript is spliced from 5 exons. Gene Ontology annotation, molecular function: RNA polymerase II cis-regulatory region sequence-specific DNA binding; DNA-binding transcription factor activity, RNA polymerase II-specific. The coding region runs from base 91 to 2349 and encodes 752 amino acids. The record is from RefSeq and is a predicted model, not a curated record. Lineage: Eukaryota; Metazoa; Chordata; Aves; Anseriformes; Anatidae. Gene Ontology annotation, cellular component: nucleus. Gene Ontology annotation, biological process: regulation of transcription by RNA polymerase II.